GAAGCAAUGAAAAAAUUGAUGAAACGACGCGAUCAGUUCAUUGAUGUGGUGAUGGGGAUUAUAACAAAUGGAGCGUCCGGAGUCGAGAAUGCGUUUCUUUGCUUUGUGGACAUACUGAUAAGCUUUAAUCACUCCAAAAAUUUAUCUGUUCAACUGGACAAGGAAGCGAUUUGCACACUGUCAAUGUUUGUGGUCGAUAAUGUUUUUGUGGAAGAAAAUGAUGCGGAUCGCGCUUUGGAUCAGCAAACACAAGUGGAAUUGAUGCACCGACGUCGCAAAAUUUUGGCUCAAUUCUGCAAAUUAAUCGUAUAUGGAGUCCUACCAAUUCAUGAAGCCUCAACUGUCCUGCAAUUCUACACUAAGUUCUACAGCGAUUUUGGUGAUAUUUUAAAAUGUUUAAUUACGAAAUGUCGCGAAGUGGAUCGAUUGGCUUCCGCAAAAGCCAUCUCCAUAGCCCUCACUCAUCAGUACGAGGAACUGCGGCGAAAUUUUACGAAUCAAUGUAUGGAUCCAAAUUCGGAUGAAUUUGCAUCAGUUCGCGAUCUGGCGAAACGCUUGUCCAGUGUAUUUGGUUCGGAUCCGGUCAAAAAUCGUGAAGCACUGGCUGUCAUACAUAGGUAA
This is a messenger RNA of Gongylonema pulchrum, 621 nucleotides long. Lineage: Eukaryota; Metazoa; Nematoda; Chromadorea; Rhabditida; Gongylonematidae. The record is from the annotation of a GenBank genome assembly.